AUGGUUAAUACUGAAAAACAAAACCAAAAUGAGCGCAACGGUACAAAUCUUGAGCUGAAUGAAGCUGCACAUCUCAGAAGGAUAUCCACACGGCGCACCCUUCGUAUCGUCAUAGGCAAAAGUAUCACUACAGCCCUCAUUCGUGUUGGUAUUGGGGUUUUGAGACUCCUGUCGAAACGUGGGUUAGGGAGAGAGUUCCUUCGACAAUUGCCAAAUGAGUUCCUCUCUCUUAAUCCUUUGAAAUGGGCUACAAUAGCCGGUGGAUUUUCAAGUUUUCAUUUUUGCUUACAAACUGUCUCGAGAAUCAUAAAUCCACUUCGCAUAUCCCAUCGAAUCGCUGUCCUUAUUUCAGGUAUCAUUUGUUCACUUCCUGUUUUCCUCCUAGACAAGGAGACUAGGGCGGAGCUAUCCCUUUAUGUUCUUGUAAGAGCAGUGCAUGUAUUUUGCCUUAGAUUUAUUCUCCCAAAGCUUCCAGAGUGUCUCCAAAGAUUUGAGCAUUACGACGUUAUGCUGAUGUGCAUUAACUCUUCCCAGAUUGCAUAUGGAUUCACGUUCUUUCCACAGUCGUUGCCAAAAUCUUAUCAAAAUUUUUUGACCAAGGCGUCACUGGUGGAUGAACGCCUUGUCCGUGGGCAUGCCGGCUUUUUAUGUGGGCAUGUCACCCCUGAUCUCAUUUCUUUUUGUCAGGAUCGUAACGCCCCCUUCCUUAUUGAAGGGGAAAAUGCAUCAGAUAUGAUGUGCAAUUAUGUUCAUCCCGGUAUCACCUGCAAUCAGUGGAUCUUACGAUUUAUACCACAAAACAUGUUGAGGCUUGGAAUUCCUUUGUAUGGUCCUUUGUGUGUCAUUACUACACUCGCUACGCGGAGAAAACACCUCAUGGCCCGUCCGAUGCAUACUAUUACUCGUGGGAUCACCUCUGUUAUCACCAGCUCCUUGUUCGUAGCUGUGUACUCGGCUUGUAUUGUGCGAGCCGAGUGCUUCUCAAUGCAGCGGAAGUCUCGUGGAGGACAUAUGAUCCCACUUCUAUGCCUAUCAGCUGGUCUUUCUGUUUUUCUGGAGCCGAAAGGACGGCGGAUGGACUUAGCUCUUUACUGUUCUGUUUUUGCUCUCCGUUCCUUUGUUCUCUCGCAAAAUCGAAUGGGGCGACUCCCCUAUCCACGACAUUGGGCUGUUGUGCUUAUGUAUUUCGUGUCCAUCAUCUUUUUGAUCUUUCAGUAUGAAGAAGAUUCAGCACUAUUGCACCCUCGCGUUCGCUAUGUAUUGCAACUUCUGCUUGGUAAAAAUUCAUCGAAUAACAACAAUCACAAGCAUCCACCUCCCACCAUCACAAUGGCAGCGAAAACGACUAGCAACCAAUACAGGGAAACAUCCUUAAGUCGUCAAUAA
Molecule: messenger RNA, 1386 nt
Organism: Phytomonas sp. EM1
Lineage: Eukaryota; Euglenozoa; Kinetoplastea; Trypanosomatida; Trypanosomatidae
Source: the annotation of a GenBank genome assembly